AUGCUCACCGGACGCCAUUUCCGCUUACCCUCUGACUCUCAACUCCCGCUCCCAAUCUGCGACGACUAUCAGCCAGAUGCUUAUGUCCUAGAGUUGCAGGAAACCUUGAGGACUACGCACAAUCUAGCGCGAACUCACCUAGAGUCAGCUUAUACACGACAGAAAGCCUAUUUCGACCAACACGUCAGUGGCGCACCUUACGGUCCAGGCGACCUGGUACUGCGCUACCGUCCGACUCCACCGGUGGGGACUUCGGCAAAGUUCUUCCAUCCGUGGGAGGGUCCCUUCGUCGUCCUCGACUUCUUUCCCCCUUCGACUUAUACCAUACGUGACGCGCAGUCGGCCGGAGGCCCCGUCCUCACCGUCCACUACGAUAAGCUUAAACCUUAUAGAGGCCGGCUACCCAACGCGACCGCCGACACCCUUCCCAUCCUCCCACCUCACCUGGUCCCUCAACCCUCCGAAGAGGUGGAAGUCACCAGCAGCCCCUCCAGGCAGCGCCUCUGA
Molecule: messenger RNA, 507 nt
Organism: Spirometra erinaceieuropaei
Lineage: Eukaryota; Metazoa; Platyhelminthes; Cestoda; Diphyllobothriidea; Diphyllobothriidae
Source: the annotation of a GenBank genome assembly